CCAGGGUGGCGGCUCUGCUCCCCAACCCACUGUCCCUCCCAUCCAGAGGAAGGUCCAUGUCCUCAACGGUGCGCGGCUGAGAUACUGCCCCGUCCUUCCCAAUGCAUGUCUGCGGACGGACGGAUGGACAGGAAGACACACGCAGCCGCCCAGAGAGUAGCCACAUCGUGUGGGUAUGCUGUGGCCCCAUCUCCCUCCCAGACAGCGUGCACAUGUUCCUGAGGGAGGAGGACAGAAGAACCCUGGUGUGCAAGCGUGAGUCCCUGCCCCUCAGCCACGCACUGACGCUGGCCGUGAGGACCUCCCGGGCCAGGUGGUACCAUGGCAUCUGUGAGCAGCCUGGCCGACGAAGUCAGCUGCCCCAUCUGCCAGGGCACGCUAAGGGAGCCAGUAACCGUUGACUGCGGCCACAACUACUGCCGGGCCUGCCUCACCCGCUACUGUGAGAUCCCGGGCCCUGACCCCAACGAGCCCCUCCACUGCCCCCUAUGCAAGGAGCCUUUCCGCCUGGGGGGCUUCCGACCCAACUGGCAGCUGGCCAGCGUGGUGGAGAAUAUUGAGCGCCUUACGCUGGUGUCCACGCUGGGCUCAGACCAGGAGGACGUCUGCCAGGAGCAUGGGGAGAAGAUCUACUUCUUCUGUGAGGACGAUGAGGCGCAGUUGUGUGUGGUGUGCCGGGAGGCCCAGGAGCACCAGGCCCACACCGUGCGCUUCCUGGACGAGGCAGCAGGGCCCUACAGGGAGCAAAUACAGAAGUGUCUUGAGUGUCUGAGAAGAGAGAGAGAGGAGAUUCAAAGAAUCCAGUCGAGAGAAAACCAGCGGAUACAAGUCCUCCUAUGCCAGGUGGCCACCAAAAGACAAAAAGUGAUUUUCGAGUUUGCACAUCUGAGUCAGUUCCUGGAGGAGCAGCAGAGCGUCCUUUUAGCUGAGCUGGAGAAGCUGGAUGGCGACAUCCUGAAGCAACGGGAUGUCUUUGACGCCCUGGUCAGUGAGGAGAUCUGCCGGUUUAGCACCCUGGUGGCCGAGCUGGAGGAGAAGCUGGAGAGGCCCGCCAGGGAGCUGCUGACGCAGGUGUGCAAGUCACUUCACUGCAUGGACCAUGAAAUAAAGGGCUUGGCCUCCAUGAUCCCGGACGCCUUGCCAACCCUACAAUUCUGGGACUCCAGGACCCCAUAUGGGAACCCCAGGAGUGAAACCAGAAAGUGCCGAAAGCCAGAGGCUGUGUCUCAGGAGCUGGGCCAGAGAAUUCGGGACUUCCCCCAGCGGGUCCUGCCACUGCGCAGGGAGGUGACGACGUUUCUGGAGAAACUCUGCUUCGAGCUGGACUAUGAGCCAGCUCCCAUUUCCCUAGACCCGCAGACAUCACACCCCAAGCUCCUCCUGUCUGAGGACCACCGACGGGCUCAGUUCUCCUACAAAUGGCAGAACUCACCAGACAACAGCCAGCGUUUCGACCGGGCGACCUGCGUCCUGGCGCACGGCGGCUUCACAGAGGGGAGACACACAUGGAUGGUGAUGGUGGACCUGGCCCACGGGGGCAGCUGCACGGUGGGCGUGGUGCGAGAGGAUGUGAAGCGCAAGGGGGAGCUGAAGCUGCGGCCUGAGGAAGGCGUGUGGGCCGUGAGGCUGGCCUGGGGCUUUGUCUCUGCCCUGGGCUCCUUCCCCAUGAGACUGGCCCUGCAGGAGCAGCCCCGCCAGGUGCGUGUGACCCUCGACUACGAGGUGGGCUGGGUGACCUUUGUCAACGCCGUCAGCCAGGAGCCCAUCUAUACCUUCACAACGUCCUUCACCCAAAAGGUCUUUCCCUUCUUCGGGCUCUGGGGCCGAGGGUCCAGCUUCUCCCUGAGCCCCUGAGAAGGUGCAGUCACCUGAGGCAGGUACUUGGCUCGGAGGAGGGCUACUCAGACUCACACCCCCUGUGCCACCUGGGGGCAGGGACAGAAACAGAGCACACUCAGGACUUGACAAGGACCAGCUGGGGUGAUCCCUGGUCUGCCCACCAGGGCACGGCUGGGGGUCCAGGGAUGCGGGCCUGCCAGCAUCCUCACCACCAUCCCCAGUGGAGCAGGAGCAGCCACUAGAUGAGCGUCCUGGGUUAGGAGCCAGAGGGCCAACCUAUGGCCCACCAACUGUGUGACCUUAGGCAAGGCACCUAUCUUCAUUAUGUCUUCUUCCAGAAAAAUGAGAGUUCACUCACUUGUACCUUCAAGAAACAUUUAUUGUGUGCGACCAUGAGCCAAGCAGGAUGGGAGCUCCUGGUGGUGUGAAAACGGAAAGGAAAUGUGUUGGGUGUUGGGUGUCCAGAGGGAGUCACGGACAGGGGCAUAACAGGUGCUGGGCAGAGGUUGCCCUGGGGUCAGGGAGCUCAGCAGGAGGGGCCCAGUAU
Canis lupus familiaris (dog) is the source of this 2386-nucleotide messenger RNA. RefSeq names its product tripartite motif-containing protein 10-like. The record is from RefSeq and is a predicted model, not a curated record. The coding region runs from base 322 to 1854 and encodes 510 amino acids. Gene Ontology annotation, molecular function: zinc ion binding; protein binding. Lineage: Eukaryota; Metazoa; Chordata; Mammalia; Carnivora; Canidae. The transcript has 8 exons.